This is a messenger RNA of Angiostrongylus costaricensis, 1542 nucleotides long. NCBI's taxonomy places the organism in Eukaryota, Metazoa, Nematoda, Chromadorea, Rhabditida, Metastrongylidae. The record is from the annotation of a GenBank genome assembly.
AUGGCCACCAUGGACGUCAAUAAGAGCAUCACAUCGCACAAGACUGCCACUAUACGUAACUAUAACACCCAACCUCGACUUAUUUACAAGACUGUAACUGGUGUAAAUGGACCCCUCGUCAUACUAAAUGAUGUCAAGUUCCCGCAGUUUAGUGAAAUUGUGCACAUCACCUUACCGGAUGGCUCAAAGAGAUCUGGACAGGUUCUAGAAAUUACAAGAAAUAAAGCUGUUGUUCAGGUUUUCGAAGGAACUUCUGGAAUUGAUGCUAAGAACACAGUUUGCGAGUUCACUGGUGACAUUCUUCGUUCUCCUGUGUCCGAAGAUAUGCUUGGUCGUAUUUUCAACGGCUCUGGAAAACCAAUUGAUAAGGGACCACCUGUUCUUGCUGAAGAUUUUCUGGAUAUUAACGGUCAGCCUAUAAACCCGUGGUCUCGUAUUUACCCAGAGGAAAUGAUCCAAACUGGAAUUUCUGCCAUUGAUGUUAUGAACUCAAUUGCUCGUGGUCAGAAAAUUCCCAUAUUCUCUGCUGCUGGCUUGCCACACAACGAGAUUGCUGCCCAAAUUGUGCGUCAAGGAGGUCUUGUGCAGCUUCCUGAGCGUAAGCACGAAGCAUCCGAUUCAAACUUUGCCAUUGUUUUCGCUGCUAUGGGAGUAAACAUGGAAACUGCUCGUUUCUUCAAGCAAGAUUUUGAAGAAAAUGGAUCUAUGGAAAACGUGUGUUUAUUCCUCAACUUGGCAAACGAUCCAACAAUCGAGCGUAUUAUCACUCCCCGUCUUGCACUUACUGCUGCUGAAUUCUUUGCUUACCAAUGCGAAAAACACGUGCUUGUAGUGCUCACUGAUAUGUCGUCCUACGCUGAAGCUCUUCGUGAGGUGUCCGCAGCUCGUGAAGAAGUUCCUGGUCGUCGAGGUUUUCCAGGGUACAUGUACACUGACUUGGCGACAAUUUACGAACGUGCUGGUCGUGUAGAGGGGCGUGAUGGUUCUAUUACUCAAAUACCUAUACUUACAAUGCCUAAUGAUGAUAUUACUCACCCUAUUCCUGAUCUUACUGGCUACAUCACCGAAGGGCAGAUUUACGUUGAUCGUCAGCUCCACAAUAGACAGAUAUAUCCUCCGAUCAACGUGUUACCAUCACUUUCUCGACUGAUGAAAUCUGCUAUUGGUGAAGGAAUGACACGCGAGGAUCAUUCUGAUGUUUCUAAUCAGGUUCGGUUUCUCACCAUAAUUUUAAUGUUGAAAGUCAAUAUGGUGUUCGCUAUGAUGCUGUAUGCUUGCUAUGCUAUUGGAAAAGACGUACAGGCUAUGAAAGCUGUUGUAGGAGAGGAAGCACUUUCUUCAGAUGAUCUUCUUUAUCUCGAGUUCUUGAUAAAAUUUGAGAAGAAUUUUAUUACCCAAGGAAACUACGAGAAUCGCACCGUCUUUGAAUCUCUCGAUAUUGGAUGGCAAUUGCUUCGUAUCUUUCCUCGAGAAAUGUUAAAACGAAUUCCAGAGAGUACUCUUGAAAAGUAUUACCCACGAGGAGGAGGGAAGACCGAUUAA